Molecule: messenger RNA, 1503 nt
Organism: Diutina rugosa
Lineage: Eukaryota; Fungi; Ascomycota; Pichiomycetes; Serinales; Debaryomycetaceae
Product: pseudouridine synthase
Exons: 1
Coding region: 1-1503 (500 amino acids)
Biological process (GO): mRNA pseudouridine synthesis; tRNA pseudouridine synthesis
Cellular component (GO): nucleus
Molecular function (GO): pseudouridine synthase activity; RNA binding
Source: RefSeq, a predicted model, not a curated record
AUGACACCGAUUACUAACAUCACCAGUGAAUUCACUCCCAGAGUCGAUGAAAAUGGCAAUCCCGUGGCUAAGCUGGAAAGACGUCCCAAGAGAAAGGUGGCAGUGAUGAUUGGUUACUGUGGUACUGGCUACAAUGGUAUGCAAAUUCAGAACGAUCCCAAUGUCAAGACCAUCGAAGGUGAGUUGUUUAACGCCUUUGUUGAAGCUGGGGCUGUUUCCAAGGACAACGCCGACGACAUUAAGAAGAACGCUUUCAUGCGGGCUGCUCGGACUGACAAGGGCGUCCACGCUGCGGGCAACGUCAUUCUGGCUAAACUCAUUGUGGAAGAUGAGGAUAUCAUUGAAAAGAUCAACCAAGCACUUCCUGAUCAGAUCCGCAUUUGGGGCAUUCAACGGGUUACCAAGCUGUUUGACUGCCGUAAGAUGUGCUCGCUGAGAAUUUACGAGUACUUAUUGCCUACUUACUCGUUGUUGCCGCCCAAGCCCCACUCAGCUUUGGCCGAUUUGAUUGAGGAAAAGCAAACGGAACACCCUGGUACUCUUUUGGUGGAUGAAGAAGGUUCCAAGUGGUGGGACGAAACUCGUCAAGAGGUCUUGGCUACUGGUGUUACCGAACAACAAUUGGAAGAGUUGUUAGCUAAGCAAAAAGCUGGAGAGUCGAUCAAGACUUACGAUUCCGAGGGUCAGAUCACCGAAGAAGGGCAGUUCAUCAGACUGAUAAAAAACGUCGAAAAUACUCGUCGUCGUGCUUAUCGCAUUCUGAAAGAAAGAUUGCAACGUUUCCGUGAAGCGAUGGAGCAAUACGUUGGCUCCAACAACUUCCAUAACUUCACAGUUGGCAAGUCGUUUAAGGACCCAGCUCUGAGGCGUUACAUCAUGGAGACUCUGGUGCUGGAACCCUUUGUGAUUGAGGGAACUGAAUGGGUGCUGGUGAAGCUUCAUGGUCAGCUGUUCAUGUUACAUCAAAUUCGUAAGAUGAUCGCCAUGGCCUGCCUCGUUGUGAGAACUGGGUGCCCUGUUGAGCGUAUCAAGCAAUUCUAUGGCCCUAACAAGAUCAACAUUCCUAAGGCCCCUGCUCUCGGGUUGUUGUUAGAGAAUCCUGUUUACACCACCUACAACAAAAUGUUGGAGAAGAACAAUCACAAGGCGAUCGACUUCACUGAGUUCUCCGAAAAGAUGGAUGCCUUCAAGAUGAAGUACAUCUACGACAAAAUCUACGCCGAAGAAGCUCGCGAUAAUGUAUUCUAUGGUUUCUUUGGCUUUAUUGACUCGUUCAAAGCCCAUGCUACUGAAGGGGUGCCUAGUAAUUUGAGAGAACUGGGUGAAGGUGAAAUCGGCCACGUCUUCGAGUUUUUGGGAAAGAUGUUUGACGAACCUAUUCAGGAAGAACAGUCAAAGAAAGAGACUGAUUCUAAGGAAGAACAGCCGAAGAAAGAGACUGAUUCUAAGGAAGAACAGCCGAAGAAAGAGACGGCUUCUGAGGAAGAGCAGCCGCAAGAGUAA